Molecule: messenger RNA, 2343 nt
Organism: Drepanopeziza brunnea f. sp. 'multigermtubi' MB_m1
Lineage: Eukaryota; Fungi; Ascomycota; Leotiomycetes; Helotiales; Drepanopezizaceae
Cellular component (GO): VCP-NPL4-UFD1 AAA ATPase complex
Molecular function (GO): polyubiquitin modification-dependent protein binding
Source: RefSeq, a predicted model, not a curated record
AUGGCCUCCCUCAUGGCCUCCUCAUCUGAGAUCACCCUCACUUGGUCCGGAGUAUACAAAGUAGCGCCCAAGAGCAGCUGCAAUAGCAAGAUCCUGCCUGGCGACAAGAUCCUCCUCCCCCAUUCAGCCCUCCAGCAGCUCCUCGCUGCAUCGACAAUCACAGUCCCCGCCUCAAAUCGAGCUUCUGCCUUCGACCCUUUCAACCCCUACUCCCUCGCCGCCGCCCGAGCAGAGCAGUCGCAGUGGCGAGAUACCCAGCAGCAGCUUCCAAAUCCCCUGACCUUCCGGCUGGUCAACUCGAACAAUGGGAAUGUGGUUCACGCCGGCAUACGAGAGUUCUCGGCCGAGGAGGGCGAAGUGGGCCUGAGUCCGUUCUUGCUGGAGGCAUUAGGGGUCACGCAACCCGCCGCGAGGGCGAAAGCCAACAUAGUGACGAUAGAUUCUGACGAUGAAGGCACGCAGGAUGCCCCGAUAGACCUUACCGACGAUGCUUCCGCUGACGAGCCAGCAAAGAUCACAGUCCAUGCGAAACAGCUGCCCAAGGGGACAUACGUGCGCUUACGGCCGCUGGAAGCUGGCUAUAAUCCGGAAGACUGGAAAUCUUUAUUGGAGAAACACAUGCGGGAGAACUUUACAACUCUCACAAAUGGGCAGAUCUUGACUGUGAAGGGCGGUAAGUCAGAAGAGUUCCGCUUCCUGAUCGACAAGCUUGCGCCCGAGGGAGAUGGAAUUUGUGUGGUGGACACGGAUCUCGAAGUCGAUAUCGAGGCCUUGAACGAGGAGCAGGCGCGAGAAACUAUGAAGCAGAUCAUGGCCAAGUCGCGACAGGCCCCUGGAACUGUCGAAGGAAGUUCCGUUGGAGGAGAUCUGAGUAUCUGGAAGUCCUCCACGGGACAAGUGCUGGAUGGAGAUUAUGUGGACUACCAGUUACCUUCGUGGGACCGCACGCAAGGAAUCGAAAUCGUGCUGGUGGCUGACGAUGGGGAGGACUUGGAGCUGUUUGUCAGUCCGUACUCGCCACGCCAAAGAGCCCGACCUCGAGAGGACGAACAUGUUUUCGGAGACUUCAGUAGCGAGUCAUUGAAGAAAAUAAGUAUACAGGCGACCAAUGUGGAGUUAGAAAAUGCGGAAUCUCUCUAUGUUUCAAUAUAUGCUCGUGCAACAGGCGCGGAGUCAUCAGCACUCCACAAAUUCUCCAUCGGAUUCAAAUUGAUCCCCAAAGAACGACCAGAAGAAUCAGCCGAAAUGGUUAUCGAGCUGGACGAGCCGGGCGGUGAAACAGAAACGCAUAGUCCCAAAGAAGAGCAAUGCAAGAACUGUCGCCAAUGGGUCCCAAAACACACCAUGAUGCUCCACGAAAACUUUUGCCUGCGGAACAAUGUCAUCUGUUCCCACUGCUCCGAAGUAUUUCAAAGGAAGUCCCAAGAAUGGGCCGACCAUUGGCAUUGCGAUCAGGAUUCUGCGCACGGCAAUACCCCCUCCUCUAAAGUAUCCCACGACGCCAUCUUUCACACCUCACGUCAAUGUCCAAACUGCCCCUAUGAAGCUUCCAAUAUUCGAGAUCUCGCUAGUCAUCGAACAUCAAUCUGUCCUGGGAAGAUAAUCCUUUGCCAAUUCUGCCACCUCGAAGUGCCGCAAGAAGGCGACCCCUUCGAUCCCUCCCCUGAGCAACUGAUUUCAGGCCUCACAUCCCACGAACUAGCAGACGGGGCGCGUACAACCGAUUGCCACCUCUGCUCCCGCAUCAUCCGUCUUCGCGAUAUGGCUACGCACCUGAAGCACCACGAGCUUGAAAAGGCUACGAAAUCCGCCCCAGCGAUUUGUAGAAAUGUAAACUGUGGACGGACCUUGCACGGAGUAGACAAGAAUGGAGAAAUUGGAGCGGGGAGCAGGAUGGGGCAGGGUCCUGGGAAUGACUUGGGAUUGUGUAGUAUCUGCUUCGGCCCGCUGUACGUCAGCAUGCACGACCCCGAAGGAAAAGCCAUGAAACGGCGCGUCGAGCGACGAUACCUGUCUCAACUCAUCACCGGCUGCGGAAAACCAUGGUGCAAAAACGAAUUCUGCAAAACAGCCCGAGUCAAAUCUGGGAAGGGCGAGCCAACAUUGACAGCUCAACUUGCCCUGCCGAUGGUGAAGCCACUGUUGGAUUCUGUGCCGGAUCGCGACGCGAGUAUGUUCUUCUGCGUUGACGAAGGGAGUCAGAAGAGGAGAGGGCUGGCGGAGAUGUUGGCAGCUGAGAAAGUGUAUGGAUUUGAGUGGUGCGUCGCUGGGUGCGAGGCUGAAAACGGGAGUUUAGAUCGUGCGAGAGCAUGGCUUGAGAAUUGGGCGCCGAAGAAGAAGUAA